Messenger RNA from Puccinia triticina, 2280 nucleotides. RefSeq lists its product as uncharacterized. The coding region runs from base 1 to 2280 and encodes 759 amino acids. The record is from RefSeq and is a predicted model, not a curated record. NCBI's taxonomy places the organism in Eukaryota, Fungi, Basidiomycota, Pucciniomycetes, Pucciniales, Pucciniaceae. Gene Ontology annotation, molecular function: saccharopine dehydrogenase activity. Gene Ontology annotation, cellular component: cytoplasm. The transcript is spliced from 7 exons.
AUGGCUACCACUCUAACUCACCCAGCAAUCAAAGAUGGUUGGUUCCGCGAGGAAAGUGCUUUAUGGCCAGGGCAAGCCAUGUCGUUGCAGGUCAAAAAGGUUCUGCACGUCGAGAAGAGUAAAUUCCAGGAUGUGCUCGUAUUCGAAUCUACCUCUCACGGCAACGUUUUGGUACUCGAUGGUGCCAUCCAAUGCGUCGAAAACGAUGAGUUCAGUUAUCAAGAGAUGAUCGCCCAUUUGCCCCUCAACUCUCACCCUAAUCCAGAGCACGUGCUUGUCAUCGGUGGUGGGGAUGGUGGCGUUUUGAGAGAGGUCCUCAAGCACCCAAGCGUCAAGACGGCUACCCUUGUUGAUAUCGAUGAGGCCGUGCCACGAGUCUCGAAGACGUUCCUUCCUCACAUGGCCGCUGGCUUCAAUGAUCCCCGAGUGACUGUUCACAUUGGAGAUGGCUUCCAGUACCUCCGCGACCAAGUUGGAAAGUUUGAUGUUAUCAUCACCGACAGCUCGGACCCCAAUGAAGGCCCUGCGCAGACCUUGUUUGGCAUGCCCUACUUCGAAUUACUCAAAAACGCCUUGAAGCCCAACGGAUCGAUCGCAACUCAAGGAGAAUGUAUCUGGCUCCAUCUUCCUCUGAUUCACUCAUUGAUCAAAGGUGCAAAAGAUUUGUUCCCUCAAGUCGAGUAUGCGUAUACUUCGAUUCCGACUUACCCCAGUGGAACAAUUGGAUUUGUCGUCUGCUCUCUCGACAAGGAUCGCAACUUGAAGCAACCCCUCAGACAAGUCCGCAACACCAAGUACUACAACAAAAGUGUACAUGCCGCUGCGUUCGUCCUGCCCGAGUUCGCUCGUCAAGCCAUCGAGGCCGCAAAAGCAAAUCUCGACAUGCCCGACAAAUCUGCCUCGGCUCAAUCAUCUGCUCCCGGCAAGAAAAUCCUACUCCUUGGUUCUGGAUUUGUGGCCCAGCCCGCGGCGGACUAUCUGCUCCGACGCCCUGAAAACCAAGUGACAGUCGCUUCAUUCAACCUCUGGAAAGCCGAGCGAUUUGCCACUGAAUUGGCCCGGGAAGUCAAGUGUAUCUCACUCGAUAUCAACAAUGCCGAGGCUUUAGACAAAGCAGUCUCCGAGCAUGAUUUGGUCAUCUCUCUCGUACCCUACACCCAUCACGCCAGCGUCAUCAAGAGCGCCAUCAAGUUCAAGAAGAACGUCGUCACUACUAGCUACGUCAGUCCCGCUAUGCGAGCGCUCGAUGAUGACGCCAAGAAGGCUGGUAUCACUGUCCUGAACGAGAUCGGCCUAGACCCUGGAAUUGAUCACCUUUACGCCGUCAAAAUGAUCGACACUGUCCACCGGGCUGGCGGUAAAAUCAUCGAAUUCAUCUCAUACUGCUGUGGUCUACCGGCUCCGGAAUGCUCAAACAACCCAUUGGGCUAUAAAUUCUCUUGGUCUUCACGAGGGGUUUUGCUGGCUCUGUUGAACUCUGCUAAGCUCUACUCAAAAGGAAAACUGAUUGAAGUCGAAGGCCAGGAGCUCAUGAACCAUGCCCAACCUUACUCUAUCUCACCUGCUUUUGCAUUCGUCGCAUACCCCAACCGAGACUCGACCCCGUUCCGUGAAUUCUACGAAAUCCCAGAGGCCCAGACCGUAGUCCGUGGUACGAUCAGAUACCAAGGCUUCCCGGCCUUUAUCAAGACCCUCGUUGAUAUCGGCUUCUUGAGCGAGACUCCCCAGGCUUAUUUGAAGCCCGAAUCGACCCUGCCUUGGAAAGAGGUUACCACCCGAGUCCUAGGUGCAGAUAACUCGACUGAGCAGUGCUUGAUCACUGAGAUCAAGAGGAGAACCACCUUCCCUUCCGCCGACGACGAGGUCCGCAUUCUUGCUGGAUUGAAAUGGAUCGGAAUCUUUAGCGAUGACCAUGCGGUGCCCAGAGGUAAUAUCUUGGAUACCCUUUGUGCCAGACUGGAAACUAUGAUGCAGUACGAGAAGGGCGAAAGGGAUAUGGUGGUCUUGCAACACAAGUUCGGAAUCCAGUGGAAGGAUGGUAAAACAGAAACCCGAACAUCCACUCUGAUUGAAUACGGAGCGCCAUUCCAAACUGGAACCGGCCCAUCAGCCAUGGCGAGACUGGUCGGAGUACCCUGUGGGAUUGCUGUCCAAUUGAUCUUGGAUGGAAAGAUCACGAAGAAGGGAGUCUUGGCACCUUAUUCCUUGGACAUCGUUGAGCCGCUUCUAGUCGAAGUCGAAAAGGAAGGCGUCACCAUGGUCGAUCGAAUCGUCUCUUGA